Molecule: messenger RNA, 491 nt
Organism: Chondrus crispus (carragheen)
Lineage: Eukaryota; Rhodophyta; Florideophyceae; Gigartinales; Gigartinaceae
Exons: 2
Coding region: 1-294 (97 amino acids)
Source: RefSeq, a predicted model, not a curated record
AUGUCGAGCUUGUUCGCGACGGAGAAGUUGACAAAGUUGGUAUCGAUGAGGACGCGGAAGGGGGGCCCGAGAGAGGGGUUGAACUGGAAGAACAUGGAGGCCGGGUUGGGGUUGCGGGCCAGCUUGGCCUUGUCAGACUCCUUGUUGACGAUGGGCGCCGCAGCAGCUUUGGAGAGCGCUUUCAUUUGUAACCGGGAGUCCGUGGGGGAGACUAGGCGCUUAACCUCUGCGAACUUGCGUGUCCGCUUGGCGCGUCCCAUCGUUGCAAGGCAGGCAAGUAGACUGGAGGGUUAGAUAAGCGCGAUAGCGGUUGUGAAGAGAGCGGUGCGAGAAGGCGUCUCCAAGAUAUGGAGCAGCGACGAGAGGAACGGCGGCGGGGAAGACCACGCAUGGAGUGCUACAAUAUCACACGUGUCGUACGUCGAAGUAACGGCCGGAAGGCUCUGACGUUGAUUUUCAUAUACCGUAAAAUGUCACAAAUCGCCUUUUUU